This is a messenger RNA of Plenodomus lingam JN3, 1296 nucleotides long. RefSeq lists its product as uncharacterized. The record is from RefSeq and is a predicted model, not a curated record. Gene Ontology annotation, molecular function: acetyl-CoA C-acetyltransferase activity. NCBI's taxonomy places the organism in Eukaryota, Fungi, Ascomycota, Dothideomycetes, Pleosporales, Leptosphaeriaceae. Gene Ontology annotation, cellular component: mitochondrion. Gene Ontology annotation, biological process: fatty acid beta-oxidation.
AUGUCGGCUGCGCUUCGUUCAACCGCCAGAAUGGCUUCACGGCCGCAGCAACGCCUGGCCAGCAUCCAGAGACAGUUCAGCAGCUCUGCACGGCAAAGCAAGGAGAUUCGAGAUGCAUACAUCAUUAGUGCCAGUCGGACGCCAACUGCAGUGUUCAAUGGCAACUUCACAACCGUGUCCGCCACCCAACUGGGCGCCACAGCUAUCAAAUCCGCCCUCGAAAAGUCCAAGGUGCCCAUCUCCUCAAUAGACUCUGUCUACAUGGGCAACGUCCUCGCUGCCGGUGUUGGACAAGCCCCAGCACGACAAGCCGCCAUCUUCGCCGGCCUGCCCACCAACAUUGAAGCCACGACCAUUAACAAAGUCUGCGCCUCCGGACUCAAGGCCGUCAACCUGGCUGCUCAGACCAUCGAGCUGGGACAAGCAGAGGCAAUGGUCGCUGGUGGCAUGGAGAACAUGACCCGGGUGCCCUACUACCUCAACCGCGCGAGCCAACAGCCAGCCUUUGGCCACCAGAAGUUGCAGGACGGCCUUAUCGCAGACGGCCUGACCGACGUAUACAACCAGAUCCACAUGGGCAACUGCGCAGAAAAGACAGCCAAGGACCACGGCAUCACGCGCAAAGACCAAGACGACUACGCCAUUGAGACCUACCGCCGCGCCCAGCAGGCCUACAAGGACGGCCUGUUCAAGGACGAAAUCGUCCCCGUCACCGUCCAAUCGAAAAAGGGCGACACGAUCAUCUCAGAGGACGAACAGUACACCAAGCUCCGAAUCGACAAAAUCUCCACCCUCAAACCCUCGUUUGAAAAGGGCCCAGACGGCACGGUGACGGCGGCAAAUGCCUCCCCGCUCAGCGACGGCGCCUCAGCACUCGUCCUCGGCAGCAAGGAAAUCGCUCAAAAAUGCGCAAAGGACAGCCGCGUCCUCGCCAAAAUAAUCACCUACGCCGAUGCCGCUGUCGACCCCAUAGACUUCCCCAUCGCCCCAACAUCCUGCGUCCAAAAACUCCUCCACCAAUCCGCCCUCUCAACCUCCGACAUCGCAAUCUGGGAAUUCAACGAAGCCUUCGCCGCCGUCAUCAAAGCAAACGCCAAGCUCCUCCAUCUCGACGCCGCAAACGUGAACCCGCGCGGUGGCGCUAUUGCGCUUGGCCAUGCGCUUGGUAGCUCGGGUAGUCGGAUCCUUGUGACGCUGCUGCAUCAGCUGAAGGUUGGGGAGUUUGGGGUGGCGGCGAUAUGUAAUGGUGGUGGGGCGGCGACGGGGAUUUUGGUGCAGAGGGUUGGGGGGGUGUAG